UGUGGGCUCGGCGCGUAUGUUUCCAUCAUGGCGGCGUCAAUUUCGGGAUACACUUUUAGUUCUGUGUGUUAUCACAGUGCCAACAGCAAUUCCGACCAUGAGGGCUUCCUGUUGGGAGAAGUGAGACAGGAGGAGACUUUAAGCAUCAGUGACUCACACAUCGGUAGCUCAGAAUUCCUCAAUGUAAUAGAGGUCCAUAAUCAUGAACCUUGUACACAACUGUUUAGCUUUUAUGACUAUGCAGGUAACGUCAAUGAAGAAAAUCUCAACAGAAUCCUCAAGGACAGGAGAAAAAAUGUUAUCGGCUGGUACCGGUUUAGAAGGAACACUCAACAGCAGAUGUCAUUCAGGGAGCAGGUGAUCCAUAAGCAGUUGACCCAUAUACUUGGCAUCCCAGAUCUGGUCUUCCUCCUGUUCAGCUUCAUCUCCACAGCCAAUAGUUCCACACAUGCUUUGGAGUAUGUGCUCUUCAGGCCCAACAGAAACAAGUAUAAUCAGAGGAUAUCUCUAAGCAUCCCAAACCUGGGCAACACCAGUCAACAGGAAUAUAAAGUCUCAUCUGUGCCGAACACUUCCAAGAACUACACCAGUGUCAUUAAAGAACAUGGGACUGAGUUUUUUGAUAAGGAUGGGGUGAUGAAGGACAUUCGAGCUAUUUUUCAAGUAUACAGUGCCCUUCAAGAAAGAGUGCAGGCGGUGUGUUGUGAAGUAGAUCAAAGUGAACGAGUGAAGGAGAAAAUCCAAGAAGAAGUGAACAAACUCAAAGAGGAAAUCACUCUCAGGAAACGUAACAGCGCUGAGGAAGAGAGAAGACUCCAAGAGGCGGCUGCUGUCAUGCUUCCCGAUAACUCUGCCCUUCCUGACUCUUCACACUCUUCACUGACUCAAGUCGUGCUCUCAGGUCCCUCGGUAGAGCCCAGUUUAGAGAGACCCGUGAACUCGUCAUCUCCACCAAUCUACAGCACCACACUGCCUCCAGAUUCACCAAGCGCUAUACUGCUGCCGCGGCCCCAAGCCGUAGGUUCGCCCGGACACCCGUCUCCCAGUCUGGGCCUGGGCAACGGAGACGGUUCGAGCUCGGAUUCCCUGAACCGCCAGGCCACCGGCCAGGAAGACCAGGAGGAUGACGACGAGGACAGUAGCGAGUACGAAAAUUUAGUUAGCGAGCAAUUGCAACCACCUUCCUUAACAGAAACUGUUUUAUUAGGACGACCGGCUACCCUGUGGCCCGACGGAGACGCCCACAGCCCGCCAGGCUCAUAGUAAUCAAACAAACCAACGGGGAUAUUGAUGAACGAACAGAACUAGGUGUGAUCGUGAGGUCGUGGUGUUCAGAACACAAACAAGCACUUUCCUUUUGUGAGCUAUGACAAUGCUGUCCUGUUGUACACAUUUAACAUCUCUGUGCAGGGGACAUCAUCGUGUUUCGACGAACUCCGAAGUGGAAUGGAAUGAUAUCCCCAUCCAUGUGGAUCGACAGGCCCCCUUUUCUCCGUUUCAUGCUCUCCUCUCUGGUUUCGUUUGGGUGGAGAGGUGCAUCCUGCUUAUCUCUGCGUCUGCCACUCACUGGAGUCAUUCGGUUCUUGCACCAUUUACCUCUCACACUGUUUUGCCUUCUUUUGAUCUGCAUUUGAAUAGAAAAGCAAAGGGAAUGAUGUCUUUUUUUUGCGGCCUUCAAACACAUCUCUGUGUGAGCUUAUUACAUCUUCAUUGUCUUGCUUCGAAAAUCUGAAUGGACAGAAAAAAAUCACAGUUAUAAGGACUGCUUAGGACUACAGCUUACUCUUGAACAGUUCUUGUUCUAGAAAAUUUAUUUUAUUUUUGAUUUUAUCAGUUAUAUUUGAUUUGAGUAAUAUGAGUAAUAUAAUGGCCUAUUCUUUAAAAAAAAAAAAAAAAAAAAGAUCAUUUUUGGUCAAUGAUUAUAAAAGUUACUUUGAUAAGGGGUGCUUGUAUUUUCUAUGACAUUCUGUAGAUCACUACUAAUUUCAUUGGCUUAAAUCAAACACAUGUUUGUCCUAAUGAAUGAAUCGAAUAUUAUAUUUCUUUCUGCUGCAUUUCACCAUUGAGCUUUAACUGAAUUUUCCGGUCGUACGGUUAGCGAUCAGAAACUGGAAGGGUCAAAAUGCAGCAUCAUCGAUCUCAGGAUUCUUUUGCAGUACCAGGACUGUUGUUUUCUCACAUCAUCUUGUCCACAUGCCUUUGUUCUUUAGUUGAGAAGACAUGAUUGCUCAAAGCAAUGCAGUGGUGGAUCAGUUUAGAGCUCUGUGAUAAUGUGAAAUAAAGAUUUCAGCCAUAUGCUGCAGAUCUUUAAAGGUAGAAGCACAGUUUUAUCAUCUGUUAGUGGAUGUUUUGCUACAUCUGAUCAAACCAAAAUGAUGUUUUCCCUCAAAAGUUUGUAUGUGUGUGAAUCUCAGAAAAACAUGACUGGGUCAUUUUACUAUUAACCAUUAAAUAAUAAUAACUUACCAUUAAAUUACAAACUGCCAUGAUGUAUAAAUACUUGACAAUUAAAUCUUACUUUUAAAAACAAGUUUUGCAAUAACGUUUGGAGAUUUAGUGGAAACUGAUUUUACAAUGUAAAAAAUGUCAUUUAAAAAAACGUAAUAGUCUAAACACAUACUCUUUUUUUUUUUCCAGUUACAAAUGUUGUACAAAUAAUAGACUUGAAAAAUGUGGAGUGAAAUAUGACUGUAAUGCGUUCUUGUGAGAUUCACUCAUGUCGUGCAUAUUGUGAACAAUUUGGGCAAGUGACUUGAAUCAGAUUGAUGAGCUGUCUGACUUUUUCACCCAAAGAACCCGAAACUUAUUUCUUAGUUUUAUCUCAGGAUCUGACGCUCUGACGUUUAUUUUGGCAGAGGCCGAGAAUGUCUCACUUUUCAUUCAGUAUAUUUCUGCAGUUCUGUGUAGGACAGAAAAAAUAACAAAUGCUUGUUCCCUGGCAUGAGUGUGAAUGAGAGUACACUGACAGAGAUGUUUUAGUCAGCUGUAUCAUGUUGCAUUGACCGUCUGCUUUAAAUGUUUCUGCCUCAUAUUCUGACUUUGGCAUCUGUCUUCAAGUGUACGGCCAAAAACCACCACCACCCAUGGUUUUCAACACGAAUCUGUAAAGGUUAAUCUGAACAAUGGCACUAAAGUGGAGAGAUUCCACAUUUAAACUUGACAUGGGCUUGUUUGGACAGCUGGCAGCCAGUCCCUCGGAGCUUUAAAAAUGCCAAUUUAUCAUAACUAACAUGUUCCUUAGAAAGUUCAGAUGAACAUAAAUGCCACUUAAGAUGAUAAAAUAUAUAUGCAUAUACACAAUCUUAUGGGGG
Messenger RNA from Sinocyclocheilus grahami, 3311 nucleotides. Its product is annotated as BRISC complex subunit Abro1-like. Gene Ontology annotation, molecular function: polyubiquitin modification-dependent protein binding; microtubule binding. Lineage: Eukaryota; Metazoa; Chordata; Actinopteri; Cypriniformes; Cyprinidae. The record is from RefSeq and is a predicted model, not a curated record. Gene Ontology annotation, biological process: mitotic spindle assembly; attachment of spindle microtubules to kinetochore; protein K63-linked deubiquitination. The coding region runs from base 28 to 1263 and encodes 411 amino acids. The transcript has 9 exons. Gene Ontology annotation, cellular component: nucleus.